UUGCACCAGGGACUCUGGCUUGUUUUGUUUUUUUUUGAGGGGGUGAAAAAUAACAAGUGUAAUCGCACAGCCAUGACAGGGAAGGAGGGAGCUGUGCUUUCUGACACAGAGAAUAAACAGAAAUCAGCCUCUCAAACCGGCGUGAAUCACGGGGGAUCCCAGCAGCCGUCUCCAGUCUGGAAGAUGGCCCCCACGGUGCACCGGCGCACCGGAUUCGGGAUCCAGGAACUGCUCGGCCUCAACAAGGAGCCGCCGGCGGCGCCGAGGCGGCCGCUGGAGGCUCUGCCGCACAGGGCGCACGUCCUGGCCGCAAGGUCGGCCCUCGGUCACGGCGGGCUCGGGGUCGGUAUGGGUUUGCUGGGACCAGAGGGAAUACACUCGUUUUACAGUCAGCCCGCCUUUCUGGAGGUGCUGUCAGAGGCACAAAAUGUGCACCUGCAGCCGCUGCACAGGGCGGCGCACAUGGAGGCGCAGACAGACGCACAGCACUCCGCCAGCUCCGACUCAGAUGAUAUGAGCCUCUCCUCCGGGGAUCAGAAAUUCUCCAAAUCAUCCAUGAGUCAGAGCAAGAAAAGAAAGAAACGACGACACAGAACCAUUUUCACCUCCUAUCAGCUGGAGGAACUGGAGAAAGCAUUUAAUGAAGCUCACUAUCCUGACGUCUAUGCCCGAGAAAUGCUCUCCAUGAAGACUGAGCUGCCAGAGGACAGAAUACAGGUGUGGUUUCAGAACCGCAGGGCCAAGUGGAGGAAAAGGGAGAAGUGUUGGGGUCGCAGCAGCGUGAUGGCAGAGUAUGGCCUGUACGGAGCCAUGGUCCGUCACUCCAUCCCCCUGCCCGAGUCCAUCCUCAAGUCUGCCAAGGACGGCGUCACAGACUCCUACGCUCCGUGGUUACUAGGUAUGCACAAGAAGUCAGUUGAAAACUCUCACACUCCUCCAGGCAAACCCAGCAGCACAACCCCGACGCCGACGCAGGAGAAACCGGCGGACGAAGCAAUAGAGGAAGAGCAGGACAAACAGAGGAAAGACACUAACUCCCUGAUUUCUAAGGAGGAGCUAAGGGAGAACAGUAUCGCCGCGCUGCGGGCGAAGGCGCAGGAGCACAGCGCCAAGAUGCUCAACACAGUUUCAAACAGAACAAAGGGACCAGUGACACAUAAAGAGGAAGCUGGGGAUCAGGAGAUGGAGCAAGACACAGCAGAGGAGAAGAGAAACUGAAAGAGGCCAGAGGAGACAGACUGAUGGUGAAAUACCUGCAGAUUGGAGUCUUUCAACACUUCUCAGAGGCAGAGGCUCCGUUUAACUGUUCAUUUCUCCCUCACUGCUCACAGAAACAUUUGUACAACUACCCAAAACUGCACAAAACAGUUUCAUGUCACUGUAAGUGACUAAAGGAGGCUUAAGACCUGGAAUAUUUCUGUCAUUUUAGGGAAAAUGUUCUAACAUGAAGCUGCAUUCAAAAUAUAAAUAUUUAUUUUCUUUAAAAUAUAUUGUUCUGUGACAUGGCAGCUUGCAUUUAACUUGAAGCCUUCCUAUCAGUGAGUAUGUUGAGCCUCUCUAUCCGCCUCAGAGGAGUUCAUUAGGGGCUGUCUGUGACCUCUCUGUGACGACAGAUUUCAAUAACUGAAAAGCACAGUUGAGUUCUCCACUGUUUGUUUUUCAGCUGUGUCAAUAAUUGUGAUGUAAAUACUAAAAAUUGUCCAAAAAUGUCCAAUAGUUAAAACUGUACAGUUAUGUAAAGUUAACAUCAAUUAUCUGUGUUUGUCUUUGUAUAAAUGUAACUGUAGCCCUAUUAAAAGUUACUAUUUAAAGCUCCACACCAUUAAAAAAAUGCGUUUUGCUUAUUGUUGCCUCCCUGCAGGAUGAUGUAUGUGCAGUUUGUUUUUCAUUUAUCGGCUGAAGAGUUUAACACGUGUAUGUGUGAGC
Lates calcarifer (barramundi perch) is the source of this 1926-nucleotide messenger RNA. Its product is annotated as visual system homeobox 2. The transcript has 5 exons. Gene Ontology annotation, cellular component: nucleus. Bases 73 to 1218 code for a protein of 381 amino acids. The record is from RefSeq and is a predicted model, not a curated record. Gene Ontology annotation, molecular function: sequence-specific double-stranded DNA binding; DNA-binding transcription factor activity, RNA polymerase II-specific. NCBI's taxonomy places the organism in Eukaryota, Metazoa, Chordata, Actinopteri, Centropomidae. Gene Ontology annotation, biological process: regulation of transcription by RNA polymerase II.